Messenger RNA from Raphanus sativus (radish), 1458 nucleotides. RefSeq lists its product as uncharacterized. Bases 363 to 1343 code for a protein of 326 amino acids. The transcript is spliced from 3 exons. Lineage: Eukaryota; Viridiplantae; Streptophyta; Magnoliopsida; Brassicales; Brassicaceae. The record is from RefSeq and is a predicted model, not a curated record.
UGCCAUAAUAUUUUUUGUUAACCCAAUUAAACCCCCAAUAUAAUCCCAACCCUCUAUUUCCUAUUGUUUAAAAAAAAAAAAUCAAUUAAAUUAAUUAAGAAAUAAAACAAACCCGCGACACAUUUAUCCCCAAAUUAAACAUAUGAACCCUAAUCCAAAACUCUCUCCUCUGUUUGCUCGUAGAGAGCAAAUCGGCGACCACUGAACAGGCGACGACGCUGCUUCACUUCGCCGGCUCCGGUGUCCCUUCUUCGCCGGGUCCGAUAUUCAUUUGCCCCUCUUCGACUCCGCCGGUGUUUUCUUCUUAUACGAAGGCGCCUACUCCUCCUUCAAACUCGACGCUCUCGAUCUCAGGUAUCACAAUGGAUGAGUUGCCUAAAUGUCUUUUCAAAGAAGGAACUGAAACGCAAAUUGAGAAGGUCAACAACACUUGCCGGACUUCCAUACUUGAGGAGGUGGAGAAGUACCUUGAACCAGAGUACAAGGAUGUGUUGGCUGAUCCGUUAUUUGCUCAGGUUAUGGCCAUUCAUGAGCACAAGCUUCAGUAUUCGGGAAGAGUGAUCCACAGCUUUGUUUGUAAGCAGCUUAUCACCGCAAAGCGUCAUGAGUUAUGGUUCCAUUAUGCUAGGUGGCCUCUGAGAUUUUCAAUGCAAGAGUACUUUGCGAUCACUGGUCUGAAAUAUAAGGACGAGCCUGACUUGGAGAUUGAUGUCUGGAAAAAUGAUAAAGGGUUUUGGAGUAAAUUGCUUAGGAGAGGAGGCAAGAUUAGCCUAAACCAAAUCAGGACGGUUCAUUUGAAAUCUUGUAACACGUGGUCUCGUGUUGAUAGGCUGAGGUUGGUUUAUUUGUGUGUGAUUGCUGGUAUAGUUAUGGCGAAGGAUCAUAGGGUGGCUAUCCCACACAAGUACAUCAAGCUGGUUAUGGAUUUCGAUAAGAUGAGGAAAUAUCCGUGGGGUCUUGACUCCUUUGAUGCGCUGGUGAGUUCCAUUAUCGAAGCUCGGGCUAAGGUGAAGAAGAACAGUUAUGUCAUAGACGGAUUCUCGUAUGCUCUUCAGAUUUGGUUGAUGGAGGCUAUUCCAGACAUCGGUUCUCUUUUAGGGCAGAAACUCCAAGAAGGCGUCACUAGCAUGAGAUGCAGGAAUUGGAAAGGAUCUGCUAAGGUUUCCUAUGAAGAUAUUGUUAGCUUGGAGUCUACUUUUGGAACCAAAGGAGUUGUGUUUCCAUACAUCUCUUCAUCUGGAAAUGGCAGUGUCGUUUUAGAUUCUGAGUUUCAGCGAGCCUCUGAGAUGAAGGAUGAAAGAGUCGAUUUGAUCAUUGAGAUGAUUCAGAAGAAGUAUGAUUAGAGUAAGCAUGUUUGGGCUUAUCAGGAAACGGUACAACCAGUUGAGUCCAGUUCCGAGGAAGAUGGUUCCGGCGAGGAAGAGGCAGGAGAAACAAGUGAGAAUGAAAUGGAAGCAG